GGUGUUCUCUGGAAAGUUAGUUUUGGAUAAGAGAAAGCCUUCUCUGGAUAGCAACAGUAAUGCUCAACAGACGUCUUCUGAUAUUGCUAGUCAAGAAGCUGUAGAUGCCAAACUAACUAGCAAAGUUUUGGCCUGGGGAUCUAAUGUGCUGCAACUUGAUGAUGUCAUUUCGGCACUUCACUGUUCACUCAUACCCAUUGAAAAAGGCUCCAUGCGGCUUUUUGUGUUUUGUUAAAUCUCGAAGAAUUAGGAAGGAUUUCCGUUUUGUGGCAUCUACUGUAGAAGAAGCAGUUCAAUGGGUUGGUGGCUUUGCUGAUCAACAGUGUUUUGUGAAUUGUCUACCUCAUCCUUUGUCGUCCACGAAGAAGCAAGCAUCUGCAGAAUUACUUCCUACUGAUACACCUCCUGAAUUGCUUUUUAGAUGUAAAAGUCCACCUAAGAUGCUUGUGAUAUUAAACCCUCGCUCAGGUCGAGGUCGUUCAAGUAAAGUUUUCCAUGACAUUGUUGAACCAAUAUUUAAGCUUGCAGGGUUUCGAUUGGAGGUAGUCAAAACUACAUCUGCUGGUCAUGCUAAAAAGCUUGCAUCAAGUGUCGACAUCAGCUCUUGUCCUGAUGGAAUUAUAUGUGUAGGUGGAGAUGGGAUAAUCAAUGAGGUUUUAAAUGGUCUUCUUAGUAGAGAUAAUCAAAAGGAAGGAAUAUCUAUACCAAUUGGAAUUGUCCCUGCUGGUUCUGAUAAUUCACUUGUAUGGACUGUUCUUGGUGUCAGAGAUCCAGUUUCUGCAGCAAUGGCAAUUGUUAAGGGGGGGCUCACUGCUACUGAUGUUUUUGCUGUUGAAUGGAUUCAGACUGGAAUUAUUCACUUUGGAUUGACAGUCUCAUAUUAUGGUUUUGUAAGUGAUGUAUUGGAACUGUCUGAGAAAUAUCAGAAGCGGUUUGGUCCACUGAGAUAUUUUGUUGCUGGGUUCCUCAAAUUCUUAUGCUUACCGAGGUACAGUUAUGAAGUGGAGUAUCUUCCAGUGAUUAAAGAUGAGAGAGAAGGAAAGCUUUCCGUUGAUAAGGAAGCAGUUGACAUGUCUGAUCUAUACACUGACAUAAUGGGAAGAUCAAACAAUGGAAUACCCAGGGCAUCUAGUCUCUCCAGUAUCGACUCAAUAAUGACUCCAAGUCAUUUGUCUGGGGACCUGGAUACCGGUCUUACACAUGCUAACUCUGAGCCUUCUGAGUUGGUACGUGGUUUAGAUCCAAAGUCAAAGCGCCUAUCAUCUGGAAGGAGCAAUGUAACAGCAGAACCAGAAGUCAUCCAUCCCCAGCUGCCUCUUUCAACAACUCCUAAUUGGCCAAGAACCAGAUCGAAGUCAAGGACUGACAAAGGAUGGAGUGGACUGACUGUUACUACCACACAUGAUAACUCUCGGUGCUCAUGGGGCAAUGCUGCAACACAUGAUAGAGAGGAUAUAUCAUCAACACUGUCUGAUCCUGGUCCAAUCUGGGAUACUGAACCAAAGUGGGACACCGAGCCUCAUUGGGAUGUGGAAAAUAAAAUUGAGUUGCCCGGUCCAUCAGAUGAGACUCGAACUGAAUCCAAAAAGGAGGUUGUGCCCCACUAUGAAGACAAAUGGGUUAUUUCCAAGGGACAAUUUCUUGGUAUUAUAGUUUGCAAUCAUGCUUGCCGAACUGUUCAGAGUUCUCAGGUUGUUGCUCCCAAUGCUGAGCCUGAUGAUGGAUCUUUAGACUUGCUUUUAGUCCAUGGAAGUGGAAGGCUGAGACUGUUGAGAUUCUUCUUGCUUCUACAGAUGGGUCGACAGCUUUCACUGCCAUAUGUUGAAUAUGUCAAGGUAAAAUCUGUGAGGAUAAAGCCUGGGAAGCACACUCAUAAUGGAUGUGGUAUUGAUGGUGAGCUUUUCCCACUCGAUGGCCAAGUCGUUUCUUCACUACUUCCAGAACAAUGCAGGUUAAUUGGUCACUCACAUGAUACCUCUUUCGCAUAACCUCAAGUUCUUUUCAAUUCCUUUUUGUCUGUCUUGUAACAUGAUCAUGUCUUUUCGCUGCUGUUAUUGAGUUUGUGGAUAGUACUACAAAUCCGGAUGCCCUAUUUGUCAUCAUCAUCAUCAUCUAUCAUAACCCCUUUCACUGAACAGCUGAGCUCUGUAAAUUUCAUGUUCCGGUUAUAUGUAUUGUUGGUUGCUGCUUACUUUACCUUUUUUUGUCUUCCUGUCACUAAAAGAAAAGCUGCCUUCUUUUCCUGGCUUUCAAUGAGCUGCUCUUUGUACUUUGUGGGGCCCAUUCGUAUAAGUUCUGCAGGUGCUCAUCCGAUUUUCAUUUGAAAGCCUUGCAUUUUUUAUUUUUUUUUUGGGAGCAAGAGAAAGCUUUGCAUUUGUUUCUCAAUGUGUAGUCAUUAUUAUUAUCAUUAUUAUUUUAAUCCCAUACCCGAUCCACACAAUUUGAGUUUAUAUGUAUCUUGUUGAUCCUAUCUAAACGUUCUCUUAAUCUGUAGUCUGAAAUAA
Messenger RNA from Prosopis cineraria, 2504 nucleotides. Its product is annotated as sphingoid long-chain bases kinase 1. Gene Ontology annotation, molecular function: kinase activity. The record is from RefSeq and is a predicted model, not a curated record. The transcript is spliced from 8 exons. The coding region runs from base 144 to 1988 and encodes 614 amino acids. NCBI's taxonomy places the organism in Eukaryota, Viridiplantae, Streptophyta, Magnoliopsida, Fabales, Fabaceae. Gene Ontology annotation, biological process: sphingosine biosynthetic process. Gene Ontology annotation, cellular component: membrane; intracellular membrane-bounded organelle; cytoplasm.